Molecule: messenger RNA, 1122 nt
Organism: Saitoella complicata NRRL Y-17804
Lineage: Eukaryota; Fungi; Ascomycota; Saitoellomycetes; Saitoellales; Saitoellaceae
Exons: 1
Coding region: 1-1122 (373 amino acids)
Biological process (GO): peroxisome organization
Cellular component (GO): peroxisomal membrane
Source: RefSeq, a predicted model, not a curated record
AUGCUAGGCCGCUCAUCCUCUGUUAAAAACAACCAAAAAGCACAUAGUCGAGAUUCAUCCGGCGCUUCCUCCCAGUCCGCCAUCGAAGCUCUCGAAGCGAUCAAAGCACAAGAUGAGAAGAACCACGUACCAGGCGACGCAGGCGCGCCAAGACCCGACGCGAAGGAGAAGGAGAAGGAGAGGGAUAAAGUCGGAGCACCAAACUUCUCGGCCAUUAUUUUGACGAACAAUUUUCGGAAGUUUUCGCAGAGGAUCGACCCGAUAUUCAAUACGCAGGAUCGGAUCAAGAAGAUCUUGGAGUGGGAGGAUACGCGGGAGACGUUGUCUUGUUUGAUUAUGUAUUCGCUGUUGUGUCUUAACCCGCAUCUCAUCCCGGCCAUCCCGCUUUGUGUGGUCUUGUUCGGGCUGUUGAUUCCGGCAUAUACGCAACAUCACCGCGUGCUACCUACAGAAGCCGGUACGAUCCAACCUGCUCCGCGUCCAAACAAGGAGCUGUCGAGAGACUUUCUUCUGAAUAUGCGCGAUAUCCAAAACUCGAUGGAUGACUAUACGACGCUUUACGACACACUCACGACACAUAUAACCGCCUUUACGGCCGAGCGCGUCGCAGGCGAACUCGUGUUUCUCCUUACACUUGGUCUGUUCGCACUUGUGUUCUGUGGCAAAUAUGUGCCGUGGAGGUUUGUGUUCUUGGGAGCGGGAUGGAUUGUCGUCAUGAGCAAGCACCCAGAUAACAUACUUCCACCACCAGCGGAGCAAGGCAUGGACCUCGAAGAAAAGAUCCUGCGACACCGGUACAUCGAGCUCGACGUCAUCGAACCAAACCCAGUCCUCAAAACCGUCGAGGUCUACGAGCUACAACGUGCUCCAUCCGAGUCAUCCUCGAAUUUCUUCACUGGGUCCGGAGAGCUCAAGUCGACUUUCUUACCGAAUUUGGACAGUGGGCCUGGACAGGGUACGGGGAGACUGGAGAAUAUUGAGCCGCCCCCGGGGUGGACGUGGGGUGAUGCUGGGGGUGGAUGGAAGGUUGAGAAGAUGGGGUAUGUGAGGGAUAAGGAGGGGUGGGUUGAGGAGGAGGGGAAGAGGUGGAGGAAGUUGACGAGGAUUGUGAUGAAGGUUUGA